Molecule: messenger RNA, 423 nt
Organism: Protobothrops mucrosquamatus (brown spotted pit viper)
Lineage: Eukaryota; Metazoa; Chordata; Lepidosauria; Squamata; Viperidae
Product: ceramide synthase 2-like
Exons: 3
Biological process (GO): ceramide biosynthetic process
Cellular component (GO): membrane
Molecular function (GO): sphingosine N-acyltransferase activity
Source: RefSeq, a predicted model, not a curated record
UCAGCCAAGAUGUUCAACUACGCCGGCUGGAAAAACACCUGCAACAGUAUCUUCAUCUUGUUUGCGGUCAUCUUCAUCAUCACCCGCUUGAUCAUCCUUCCUUUCUGGAUUCUGCACUGCACCAUGAUCAUCCCUUUAAAGGUGUAUCCUCCCUUUUUCGGCUAUUACUUCUUCAACAGCAUGAUGGUGAUCCUCCAAUGCCUCCACGUAUUUUGGGCCUACCUUAUCAUUCGCAUGGCUCAGAAAUUCAUAACUGGAAAGACAGUGGAGGACGAGCGAAGCGACCGGGACGAAACAGAUUACUCCGUAGAGGAAGAAGAAAAGGCGGUUGCUGCGGACGCCGGGCCCAGCGCGGGAACCAAAAACGGCCCUCUCGCCAACGGGCACCCCGUCUUGAACAAUAACCACCAGAAAGUAGAAUAA